This is a messenger RNA of Colletotrichum scovillei, 4117 nucleotides long. Its product is annotated as tetratricopeptide. The record is from RefSeq and is a predicted model, not a curated record. NCBI's taxonomy places the organism in Eukaryota, Fungi, Ascomycota, Sordariomycetes, Glomerellales, Glomerellaceae. The transcript is spliced from 5 exons. Gene Ontology annotation, molecular function: protein binding. The coding region runs from base 1867 to 3519 and encodes 550 amino acids.
AGACGAUCUCUUUGGCGCCGAGCUAUCUCACAAGUCACAACUGUGUGCUCUGUACUCUGUAUGUCUCUGGAAGGCUGUAUACGUCCCUGCACAGUCUGUACUCACCUCGAACACAAGUUCACGUUUUGUCACCGAGGCAGAUCCUGUAAUGGCCAAGAUCGGUUGCACAAUUCGUCUCUCCCCCAAACCCAGGCUGGGCGUGCGAAAGCCGACCAAAAGACACCCGGAAUUCUGUUGCAGCAAGAUACACGCCCCCUUCAUCCACCGAGCUGCCCAAGCCACUUGUUCCGGGCCCUCUGCUCUCUACACCCCCCCUUCCAGUGUCGAUACCUACUCGACCAGCAAGAAGAACAACCCCCUUGGAUCCCCCUGCGACUCGCAACUGGACGAGCACCGGAGCACAGGCAUCCUAAGCGUUUCCUGACUGAGAAUCGAGUUGGAAUAUCAAUCACUGAUGAGCACCUUGCAUGAUAUACACCCAGUCUCGCGGCCCACAACCCGACCAGUCAAGUCCCCCUUGGUCCCUCGCUGCGAGCACCGACUCGACUCUAUUUUCUCUACCCUCCUUUCUGUAGGCGCUGGCUUUUCGUCCUCCAUCCAUUCAUUCCCAUUCCUUUCCUCAAGCCCGGCUGCAAGUCUGGUCAUUCCAUCACUUUUAUUCUUGUCCACAUCACACUUGCUUCCCACAUCCGUUCCCAAAGUUGGAACUCGUGAAGCGAAGACAAACCGACCUCGAGACUGUCCUUUCUGACCCGCAACUCACACGCAAGCUUCCCACAGUCGAACGACCGUCCGAGGUUCCGACUCUAAUUAACGCACGAUUCUAACCCGAGAGAGGACCCGCGCCGAACGACGCAGGCUUAGGCAGUCUUUGGUAUCUGGUCACCUCUGGUCACUUCGCCCUCGGCACACGCACAUACGCAACACAGUCACAGUCUUCGUCGUCACAAGCAGGCAGAUAAGAAAGAGCACGGAUUCUUUGGUCUUGGUCUCGUUCUCGAAAUAGUAGAACUGAACAGGAAGAGAGCCCAGACUUUGAUAAUACAGGACGGACUGGCUUCGGAUCCCCCCCAUUUUGGCGCCUAGUCCGACUUACAUACAUAUUACUGCGGCCUUGUCCAUCCACCCACCACUACCUCCACAGGAACCAGGACACACAGCCAAAAAGGGCCAUCCCAUCCUCCCCCCGACAACUUAAUCCGUCUUUCGACGCACAACGUACACAAACCCGAAACACCGUCCUACUUUUGGCAUCUGCUUCUGCUGGCCAGGAACGAGAAAAGAGCAACUUUAUCAAGUUACAACGUCGAGUUUAUCCUACAGUUGGAUAAACCCUCUUUUUCGCUUCUGUCUCCUCCCCGCCAUCGCAUCGGCGGUUCUUGCAGAAGCUUUCGGCAAAUCGCCAGACGGGGCCAGGUAUCGAUCCCUGGUGUACCCGCCACGCGCCAAGAUCUCCAGCUCGUCGCCCAAGUCCGAAGCGUACCCCAUUUGCAGCUUCUGGCUCAUUGGAAGCGGGGGUAACACUCCAACCGUCAUUUCAGUGGCGCCGAGCACCGCACGGUCGACAGACCGCCAGCCAUCUCCCUAAAUAAGCCCUGAGGACCCUCUCUAGCCGCCCGCGGCGCACUUUGUUGUUGCUGUUCAGGUCUGGGUCGCUUUUUGGCUUUCUUUCCUGCAGCAGUCGUCGUCGUCGUUGUCUUCAGCCGCCAUUGUCCACGUCCGCAUCGCAGUUCCCCACGAUACCGUUUUCUCCCUCGAAUCCUGUCCGUCAACGAUUUUUCGAUCGCAGCAGCAAUCGUCUGCUUGCGCAAUCCCUCGGCUCGCGAUUUGGAUUUGGUAUCUUGAUAACUCUGGCCUGGCGACAAAAUGUCAUUGAAACAGGAAAUAGAAACGUGGGUGUCGGCCUUGGGCCGGUACGACAACAAUGAAUUCGAUGAGGCCCUCAAGGAUUUUGAGAGGAUCUCCGACACAUCAAAAAUUCUCUUUAACAUGGGUGUCAUUCACGCCACUUUGGGAGAACACGAGAAAGCUGUCGAAUGUUACCAACGAGCAAUCAAGCUCGACCAGUACCUCGCUGUCGCCUACUUCCAGCAGGGCGUCUCAAAUUUCCUGCUCGGCGAUUUCGAAGAGGCAUUGGCCAACUUCAAUGACACUCUUCUCUACCUGCGAGGAAACACCAUGAUCGACUACGCCCAAUUGGGUCUGCUCUUCAAGCUCUACUCUUGCGAGGUGCUCUUCAACAGAGGUCUCUGCUACAUCUACCUGCAACAGAAAGAUGCUGGUAUGCAGGAUCUGUCGUACGCUGUCAAGGAGAAGGUGGUAGAGGACCACAACGUUAUCGAUGAGGCGAUCCGUGAGGAGGCAGAGGGAUACACUGUUUUCUCGAUUCCCGUCGGUGUUGUGUACCGACCGAACGAAGCAAAGGUUCGCAACCUCAAGACAAAGGACUACCUUGGAAAGGCUAGGCUAGUCGCCGCCUCCGAUCGCGCGAACGCCUUCACAGGCUUUGCCGGGUCCGAGAUCAAGAAUGUAGGCAGAUCGGUUCCCAUCCCAAUCAGCUUUUAUGGGAAUCCAUUUGCUAAUCACAAACUUCUUGGUUUACAGGCCGGCAAGAACGACGUCAAGGACGACAGACCAGCUGACAAUAUUUCCUUUGCUGCAACCAACCUAGUCAAACCUGGCCUGGCCUCUAGAAGACAACAGUCCGAGCCGCCCAACGGCCGCGGUGUCUUCCCUCCUACCCCUCCCCCGGACCAGGUCGAGGCCAACAAUACCGGUGCCAUGUCUCGUGGACAAUCCGUCCGUAAUGGACCCAAGCCGAUGCUUGCAAAGUUGAACAUCGAGAACUCCAGACCCAACGAACGGUACCAGAAGACGAGCAGCCCCAACGACCGUAGAGGACCUCCGCCCAUGAUGAGAUCCGAGUCACGGUCGGCAACUCCUAGCAGAGGAUACUCGAGACGCGACUUGCAGAUGCGCGGCCGGCCUGCUGAUGAAGAUACCGAGGACGCCUAUCCUGAUGAGCUUUACGACAUGUACCAGAGCGGUGGUGGUGGUGGCAACAGUACAAGAACCAGUCGCCAAGCCUCCCGCCGCCAGCCCCAGCGAUACAUGGACGAGGAAGAUGAUGGCUCCGACUACGGUUCCUUUGAUGAGGGUGACUUUGAGAUGGUUUCCAAUAAUAGACGUCCAGGCACGAACUCAAUGUCCUCCCGCGGCGGUUCAAGGAGACCUGAAGUCCGCAAGAUCCGCGUCAAGGUGCACGCCGAUGAUGUUCGAUACAUCAUGGUGGGCGCAGCAGUCGAGUUCCCCGACUUUGUUGACCGCAUCCGUGAGAAGUUUGGUCUUCGACGAAGAUUCAAGAUCAAGAUCCGCGACGAAGAUGUGCCGAAUGGCGACAUGAUUACCAUGGGUGACCAAGAUGACUUGGACAUGGCGAUCAUGAGCGUCAAGAGCCAAGCAAGGAAAACGAGGCAGGAAAUCGGCAAGAUGGAGAUCUGGGUCCAAGAAAUUAUGUAGACGAUUAUACCCCAACCAAGCCUAUGACGACGUAAUGACCAACAAUCUGCUCGCCCUGAGCUCUGCAACCUUUCCUUCACCUAGUAAACACCCUUUAUACUCCUUUUUUUGCUGCAUUUACGGAUGGAUUGGUUGUAGACAGGGCGUCUAAAACGGCGGAUAGUAAAAGAGGAGGACAGUUCGAGAGACAGAGCCAAGCAGAGCUGGCUCAAUGGCACCCCCACGGCCGCGAACGACAUGAUCAUAGCGUUGCAUUGUUUAGAAAACGGAACAGUUCGGAGGCGAUUGGUGUGGCGAUAACACUUUUGUAUUCCCCUACGGUUUACCAUCUCUCCUUUUCCGAUAUAAUUUCUACCUCAUCUACACUGUCUUGUUACGAGAUCCUGUCCAUCAUCUACGAGAUCGUUGAGAGGCCUGCAACACCAACCUUAAUGCAACUAUCAUUGCUCACUACUUCUGUAUGUAUGUGAACGACCUCGUGUGACUGUAAGCUUCUGUGAAGCUAUGGGAUUUAGGGCCUAGGGUGGUGAAUAUCAUCUUCUGUGUAAAAGGGGUUACGUGAAGUAGGCGCGAAUGAGUUCAAUUGCACAAGACGUAC